AUGAUCGCGGUCAAAGGGGCAGCCUUGAGGGUGUUGCUGCUGCUCGUCAUGCUGGUGACGCCCGGUGCAAGGACGAUCGAGGUUCACGAAGACGUCAACGAGGGCCCGAGUGCCGAGGCACCACAACCGAACACGACCACGGCUCCGCUGGCUACGGCCUCGGCACUGGCCUCCACGGCACUUCCGGGGACGGUUAACGAACGCAAUGUAAAUGACCCGACACCAGGGCCGCCAUCGCAGCAGCAGCAGCGGCAGAGUGCACUGCACCAUGGCAACGCGGGCCAAGAAGCGGCGCACAAUUUCACCACGAUUCCCAGCAACCACAGACUGCCGCAGCAGCAGCAGCAGCAGCAACAACAUUCCGGCACGGCAACGGUCGGCCAGCGUGACUCAGCAUCACCGGCAUCAAGGGCGCCGGAAGUGGCGCCGGGAGGACCUGUUACGCCGACCGUCACCGCCGCCUCCGUAGCGCCGAGUGCAUCUUUCCGGGUCGCGAACGGCCAUUUGCAGCCGCCACAGCCGCCGUCGAUCGGCGAGCGGCUGAAGGGACGCCAGCAGCAGAUCUCGGGCUACCGGAAGCGCCAGCUGUACGCCAGCGCCACGCAGCCACGCAGGAACGCUUCGUACGGCCUCGAGCAAAGCUCCGAGGCACCGUUCGUCCCUUCGCCCGAGGUGGGCCUCCCGUACGGUGAUGACAGCUCCUCCCCGAUGCUCCCGAUCCAGGGGCCAGCGUACGCGCCGUCCGCCGUCGAUGCUCUGUUUCCGGCCUCGAUCCCGACCGAGUCCCGUUGGUAUGCGUCCGGCAACGGGCUGGGUGCUGGAGGGCGAGAGUACGACCAUCCUACGGGCCACCAUCACCCCGUUUGGGCGCAGCACGACCCACCCGUCAGGCCGCACCAGGUCGUGAAGUUUCCGUCGGAGAGCACCGUCGCACUGUUUCCGGCCCCGAAGGGCAAAUGGAAGUGGAUCCCCGAGGAGGAGGAGCAGCGGGGAGAAGUGGAGGCCCCAGUAGCGACGGCUGGCCAUGCCCCAUCACCGGAGGAGCACUCUGGCUUCGGCCACCGCCAUCCGUACCCGUUCGAUCCGUACCGGAACCAGCAGCUGCCGGCCACGAUCGAGGGUGGGACGUUUAGCAGCGACGCGACGGCUGGCAUCGGCAACGCUAGCGGCAGCGCGGAAACGACGCUCGGUGGUGUCCACAAGGAGCUACUUGGCAAGGACGAGGCACACCGUAAAAGUGUGUCGCCGUGGAAGAAGAUCUUCCACGUGCUGGGGGCGGCCAUCCCGAUCGGGCUGCUCAUCUCCGCCCUCACGCCCCAGGUCGUCUACAUCAACCCGAACGCCACGCUACCUCCGCUGACGCCGCUACAGACACCCACACCGAUCAGCGGAGCGGGACUACAGGGACCCGGGGGUGUGCGCCAGCGUAGCCUCGAUCCGAACGCGGACCACGGACCCGAUCCGGCCACGGCGGCCCGGCUGCUCCAGAAGCUGAGGGCGCUCGAGCGUGACGCGGACGGCGACGGCGGCGGCGACGACUCGAACCGACUUGGGCGCUGCGACUGGAAGCUCCUCUGCCAGCUCGUCCACCGGCCGCACGGCGACCCGGGCCUCGACCUGUCGACGCUCCAUCAGACGCUGUGGAAACUCACGAGCGAUGAAAAGCCGAACGGCGUCGGGACAGUCAGUUUCACCCGGCUGAACCCAGCGGUGCGGAACGGUACCACCCCCAACAGCACCACCCUCGGCACCAAUAGCACCGGCCCAUCGACACCGGUGGACCGGAAUCGUACGGAGGUGGGCGCGAAAGUGCGCCCGGCGUACACCCGGACCGAGCUGAAGGUCUCCCGAAGCCUCAAUCCGGACGCCGUGCAGAAGCUGAGCGUGCGGUCCAACAAUGGCCGCAUGGUCCAGAUCAUCGUCAAGAAGCGCAACGGAAUGGAGCUACCGGGACCGGGAUCGACACCGGCUGGCACUACACCGGCCGCGCCCAAGACUCCGGAGACGCGGCUUGCCGGCAACUACCGGCUGUCGGCGGCCGAUUCGGCCCCACACUCGGUGGACAUUGUGAACGCCUUCCUGGAGCACGUGAACCGUGUCGAACGCCCGGCUCGGUACACGGACGAACAGGACGGGACGAUGAAGAACGAUCGGCGCCCGGUCCGGAUCAAGGUGGCUGACGGUGCCGUCCAGGAAACCCGUGUGCCACCCCCGGUCGUGAUCAGUUCCGAUCCGGUCUACAUGAAGGACGGUGCGGGACCGAAGGUAGCCAAACGGGGCCGCGCGCUGCAGGAGAUCGGAGCCGACGGUAUCCCGGUCGUGCACGGGAUACGCGUUCCGGACGACGAGUCGGACAAGCGACAAGUGUGGCGCAACGCACGCGUCAUCAACGGCGAACUGGUGCCGUACGAGAAGGGACACGUUCCGACGAAGCUCGAGAACGGAGGCGACAUCUACGGGCAGCUCAUAUUUGCCAAACCGUCCGGCCGGGGACCGCCAUCGGGUGGACCGUCGAGCGUCCAGCAACAGCGCAGCAUCGGACCGUUCACGAAGGCCGAUAAUUUUCAGCCCAGCGAAGCGAGCUUCAAAGGAUUCGGCCCGUUCAGCGUCGAGGACAACCUGCACCACCACCCGGGCUCGGUGCCGGAGGGAGCGCGAGUGACCGGCAACAUUGGACCGUUUUCGCGGGCCGACAACUCACGCCCCACGUCGAACGCACGGUUGGUGGAAUAUCUGCGCAAGAUCAACGACGACGAGCGGCGCAAGCACUACCCGCAGAUCAUGAGCAGGGCCAAUUUCAAGGGCGAGGCCGAUCCGAUGGCCGAACAGCCGAAAAUCCAGCGCCGUAUGCUGCAGAACCCGGGCAACCCGACGUACCCGGUGUCGCAGCUGUACUCGAUCAACGGCGCGGCCGGCCGAGACCAGGACACGGAGCUGGACGACACCCGCAAGCCGGUCCUGCAGUACGCGCACCCAGAACUGGGCGUGCAGCCGGCGAAACCGGUGCCACCGGUGGAGCGGAAGCCGACCAAAGCGAUGAAGAAGAUCAUGAACGUGGCACCGCAGCCCCAGGACUAUUACAACAAGGCGAUGCACAACGACCACUCGCCGUACGCGAUGGAACCGGCGAUGGGCAGCAAGGACUACUACGACCCGCCGCAGCAGCCGCAGUCCCCGGUUAAGAUGCCCGGGCCACGGCCUCAUCCGCAGUACGAAAAUUUUAAAGGCCCCUCGACGUAUCCGUACAACUACGGGUACAUCCGGCGGGUCAAGCACGAGCGCCCCUUUUGGGCCAAGAUCACCGACCAGAUGCGGGACAGCCUGCAGAACGGGAUCUCGUCGGUGCAGGAGUUCACCAAGCCCGUCCUGGAGCCGAUCGUCGAGGCCGGACAGAAGAUCUCGAAGAAUCUGGGAUUUGUUCGAAAGUCUGACGAGGCUCAGGACAAGGUUGGCGUGGUGGUGGCACCAGCUGCAAAUUCAAUUAUACUCCCGGCUCUAGGGCUGAUGGCGGGCGGGGCCGCCCUCGGGCUGGGGGCCGUCGCCGUGGGUCGUUUUUUCGACAUGGGCCUCCUGCGCCGCUCCGGGGCCGACUUUUUCCCCAUCGAUCUGGACGAUCUGGAGCACAAGCGGGCGCUGGAGGCGAUCGAGCAGCGGCAGCAACCGACCCCGUACUUCAUACUGGUGAACGGGCGGAACGAUGAAGCGGAUGGGGCGGGUGAUCGUGCCGGGCGGUCGCGGCGCGCGAUCGACGGUCUCGGCCUGCAGGACGUCGGCAGUAGCUCGGCCAGCUCGUCCCGGGCCCGGUUCGAGCAGCAGCUGCGGGAAACGAACUGGAAGAAUCCUUCCUGUGCCAAGCGCACCUUCUGCCUGGUGAUGGUCCAGCAGGGCGCCGACGAUAUCGUCCUGAUGGAGAAGAAAAUGUACACCAUGCUGGAUAUGAUGCAUCCGGCCCUGGCUGCCACGCUCACCGAUCACCUGUCGGAGGUGACGGACGCAAUCCGGCAGAACGAUUGCUCGCGGUUCGCCUGUCAGCAGUGGCCGGCCGGGCGGAGCGACGCCCGACCCUAG
Molecule: messenger RNA, 4068 nt
Organism: Anopheles cruzii
Lineage: Eukaryota; Metazoa; Arthropoda; Insecta; Diptera; Culicidae
Exons: 7
Coding region: 1-4068 (1355 amino acids)
Source: RefSeq, a predicted model, not a curated record